Molecule: messenger RNA, 3304 nt
Organism: Micropterus salmoides (largemouth bass)
Lineage: Eukaryota; Metazoa; Chordata; Actinopteri; Centrarchiformes; Centrarchidae
Exons: 11
Coding region: 123-2594 (823 amino acids)
Source: RefSeq, a predicted model, not a curated record
GGCCUUUGAAAGUAAAGACACUGACACCAGAGGAGAUCUGGAGGAUCGUCGGUUCCACUGGGAGUUCAGCUGUAUACAUCCGACCCAAGAACACGUCAUUUGGGAAACAAGCUGAGGAACUAAUGUCCACUGAUGAAGAGUUUCAUCCAUCACAGAAAAACGAUGCUGCUGCGGAUUCUCCAUCCACUCCUGAUCAAACCAGUUUGUUGUUGCCCAGAGUUCAGUCUGACAGGAAAAGGUCCAGCAAACCUCUGAUCAAUGAACCCCCGAACCACGUAGAUCUCAGGAUCUGCAUCCUGGACUCAGAGAUCAAUGUGCUCUCAAUUAACGUGUAUAAGAAGUAUCCAGUGCAGCGAGUGCAGUGUCCUGGUGGCCUGCAUGAAGCGGAUUUUCUGGACCUACUGAGAUCCACCUUCCCUAAGCUGGCUGAUCAGAAAGAUUUUGACUUCUUCACAACUGAUAGGAAGAAGAAACUUGAGCCUCUGAAAGUAGAGACGCUGACACCAAAGGAGAUCUGGAGGACCAUCAGUUCCACUGGGUAUUCAGCCCUCUACAUCCGCCUGAAGCAGUCUGAGGAAGUCCAGGCCAGAGUCAAAGAGCCACAGACAAAAGGUGCUGCGUUCAAAGUUCAGCUUCACAGGAGAAGGUCACGCAUACGUCGGUCCAGUGAACUACAGAACCACAUCGAUCUCAGGAUCUGCAUUGUGGAGGACCCUCAGCUCGAAGCGCUCUCAGCCAGAGUAUAUAAGAAGUACCCGGUGCUGCUGCUGCAGUGUCCUCGUGGCCUACAGGAGGCGGACUUCCUGGACCUGCUGAGGUCCACCUUCCCUCAGCUGGCUGGUCAGAAACAUUUUGACUUCUUCACAACUGAUUUGAAGAAGAGACUCCAUCAUCUGAAAGUAAAGAUACUGACACCAGAGGAGAUCUGCAGCACUAUCAGUUCCACUGGGCAUUCAGCCCUCUACAUCCGCCUGAAGCCUCCUGCGCAAGUGAAGACCAGAGAGAAAGUGCCACAGAGAAAAGAUGCUGCUACAGAUUCUCCGUCCACAGAUCAAACCAGCCUGAACACAAGAGAUCAGUCUGACAGCAGUAGGUCUGGCAGACCUCAGGUCAGUGAACCACAGAAACACGUAGAUCUUAGGAUCUGCGUCCUGGAGGACUCGCAGCUCGAUGUGCUCUCAACCAGAGUGUAUAGGAAGUACCCGGUGCUGGAGCUGCAGUUUCCUGGUGGCCUUCAGGAGUUGGACUUCCUGGACCUGCUGAGGUCCACCUUCCCUCAGCUGGCUGCUCAGAAACACUUUGACUUCUUCACAACUGAUUUGAAGAAGAAACUCCAGCCUCUGAAAGUAGAGAUGCUGACGCCAGAGGAGAUCAGCAGGAGCAUCCGGCAUUCAGCCCUCUACAUCCGACUGAAGGCACAAGAGGAAGUCCGGUCCAAUAAGGAAGAGCUUCGUCAUGCUGAUGCUGCUAAAGAUUCUUCAUCUACUGAUCAAACCAGCCUGAACACAAGCAGCUCAAGGCAUGAAGACCAUGAAGACAUGGAAACAGAGGACACUGAUGAAGAUGAAGAUGGUGGAAGAUCAGAGUCAGCUGGCCUACCGGUUCUCUCUGAGGGCGCAGGGGACGGAGAUGAUCUGAGUGACGACGACCGGAAACAAGACACAAGUGAGAAACAUCUGAGGGAGAGUGAACCUGAGAAGACGACUAGGAAGAAACGAGUCAAAACAAAGAGAAGGAAACGGAUGAAGGCGUCGACUGAUAAGAGUGACGCUUUUCUGUCCUGUAAAGUCUGCCGAGCUCCGCGCACCUCAAGGAACAUGUUGAUUAAACACGCCUGGCGUCAUGUGGACGAUCCAGAAAGGCUCUGUGGAGUGUGUGGAGAACAAGCAGAGUCUGUAGAGGAGCUGAGGAGUCACCUUCAAAGUCACCAGAAAACACACCGCUGCAACGUCUGUGGAAAGUCUUUCCUCUCCACCCACGGCCUCUCCGGACACGUCGCUCGACACAAAGGGAAGAAACCGUACGAAUGUAACAUUUGCCACAAAUCGUACGCUCAGAAUUGGGUGCUAAACCAUCACAAGUGGGUCCAUGAGGCGGACAGGCCUCACAAAUGUGACAUUUGCCAAAAAUCAUUUUAUUCAAAGAUGGUGCUGAAACGUCACAAGGUGAGCCACACGGGUGAGACGCUGCACCGCUGUGAAACCUGCGGGAAAUCCCUCAGCAGUCUUGUAUCUUUAUCCCAACACAUUUUGAGGCAUUCUGCGAAAAAAGCAGAGUUCGCCUGUGAAAUCUGCAGCCGCAGAUUUAAUACAAAUCAGAAGUUAAAGAUGCACAGGAGGAGCCACUGCAAAGAGGAGCCGCACGUUUGCAGCAAAUGCAGCAAAGGAUUCUCCAGCAGCUCCAUGCUGGCGGCUCACAUGAGGGUCCACACCGGGGAGAAACCGUACAAGUGCUCUGUCUGCGACAUGGCCUUCAGUCACAAGCACUGUAUGAAAAGACACAUGACUACGCACGGAUCAGACUUAUGCAAGACUGAAGCUCAGAAUCUAUCUGACAGAAUUAACGGAGCUAAAAGUGUUGAACCUGUCCUGUGAUUUCAGAUUAUCUUAUUCUUUCUUUGCACAAACUGUUUUGUUGUUUAACAUGUUGAAAAGACUGGCAGUGCGUGAUGCUACUUAAAAAAGUAAGUUGGCUAUGAUCUACAUUUUGUCACAAAAUCCCCUAAAGACUCAAACCAACAAGAAUCUUAACACGCUGUUUCAGGAAUAACGGGUGGAAAUGGUUGAUCGUAAAUGUUUAUUUACAGAAAUUAGAGUUACCAUUUCAAGUGCACAAAAAAGUGCUUCAGUAUUUUUAUAAAAAAGAAAAAUGUACAACAUCAAAUGUUUGAUGGAAAACAAUCUUAAGGAAAGUUGAUGGACAAUUUUACAUAGAAAUCUUGAGAUUGAGAUAAUUUUACUGUGAAUUGUUAGAAUGUAUUUCCUUUUAUUAAUGGCAUGUUUUAUUAAAUGUAGGACUUUUACCAGCUAAUGUUUCAAAACACAGGAAUAAUGCGUGCGUGGGAGUAGUUUGUUAACCAACGAAGGUUGAGGUCAAGGGCAACUGGACCUUGUAGAAGAAAAACUAGAAGACGUUUCGUCCCUCAUACAGGAGACUUCUUCGGUUCUGACUGACAGGUAAGUAAACUAAGCUAUUUAACCUCAGUGGGAUCGUUAGCUAGGAUCGUCGAUACCGCUGGUUCGUUAGUGUUCCUGACUGUGGUAACGACAGUCGUCAUGGCCAAGACUGAACGACCGUCGUUGGU